Molecule: messenger RNA, 1137 nt
Organism: Sclerotinia borealis F-4128
Lineage: Eukaryota; Fungi; Ascomycota; Leotiomycetes; Helotiales; Sclerotiniaceae
Source: the annotation of a GenBank genome assembly
AUGCGAUUCACAUCCUUACCCUCGGCCCUCCUGCUUGGACUUGCCUUGCACUUAGGAGUAGAAGGUGCAGGCUUGGAAGACAAAAAACCUAAGCCUGCGGACCCAUGUACAAUUUCAUCGACGACCGGAUCUUUUUUUGACUUGAGGCCAUUAUCAAUACAACCAUUAGAAGAAGGGAAGAAACCUGCCAAAAAUGCGAAGACGGAUAGUUGGCAUGCGAGGGGAUAUGAUUACAAAGGAAACUUCACACUGAAUGUAUGCGCGCCAGUGGUAGAGGAGGUGAAGGAAGUUGUUGGGAUCGACAAGAAUCAUUGGCAGAAUGUGAGCGCGUUCUACGAGUUUGAUGGAAAGAAGUAUUCUGUAGGACAACAGGCGGGGAAUUUAACACUCCGCGGGAGAAAGCUCGUUCUGGAGUAUACAAAUGGAUCACCGUGUGGAGCAAAGAACAAGAAACGGAGCUGGGACGAUGACGAUGAUGCUGACGACAAUAAAUCGAUACGUCGGAAAUCUAGCAUAAUAUCUUUCCACUGCGAGAAAGAUCCACUCGCCACGGCAUCCGCCUCAUAUGUAGGGACUGAUCCGGAAGAAUGCGCCUACUUCUUCGAAGUGCGUUCCCAAGCUGCAUGCGGAGGCUCCGAACCUGCCAAGCAGACAAUAGGACCCGGUGCUGUCUUCGCCAUCAUAGGAAUUAUUGCCAUUAUGGUAUAUUUCCUCGGUGGAGUCUUCUACCAACGAAAUGUCGCGCACGCAAGAGGGUGGAGACAGCUGCCCAAUUAUAGCUUUUGGGCUGGCAUAGGAAACUUCAUAAAGGUGAGCGGGCAAAAAUGUUUUAUGAGAUCGAAAUAUCAAGUCUUUCCCCGUGUAGCGUCCGUUAGGGAUGGCACGGCCAUUUUGCCGACUAUGGAAGAUAUUUUCACCAUCGCCACAUCAUCGUGUUCGAGAUGUCUACCUACGCACCGAGGUUACAGCGCUCUCAGUAUUUCGGCCAAUGGAAAUUCGGGGAAUGCGGGCAAUGAUGGGAGGGGUGGGAGUGGGAGGGAUAGGGGGGUUAGUGCGAAUGAGAGUGGGAGAAGACAUUCGGGAAGUGAGGAUGAGAAUCGCUUGAUUGAUCAGUUGGAUGAGGAGUGGGAUGAUUAG